AUGGCUCGCUUUGCCUUUUCUGCCUUCCUCAAGGAAGCUCCUGACGAGGUGCUCCAGGGGACCCGCCGACACCGGAUUCCAUCGCUUUUCAACGCGACCGCAGACCUUAAAAGAGCACAUACCUCGGUUGCCAUUAAAACCUCCUUCCCCUUAAGACCACCCUCAUUUCCCGACACUCUGCCCCGCCUGCCCACCUUCUCCCGCCACAGCCUCCCACAGGCCGUUUCCACCCAGGAAAAGGAAUUGUCCGCUAUGCAGAACUUCCAUUCUUUCGACCCCUUUGCUGAUGCAAGUAAGAGCGAUAAUCUACUUCCUGCUGGCACGGAGAAUUAUAUGCACAUAGGAAUUCAACAGAGAAACGGCAGGAAGAGCUUUACUGCUGUCCAAGGGAUCGCAGCUGAUUAUGAUAAAAAGAAACUAGUGAAGUCGUUUAAGAAGAAAUUAGCCUGCAAUGGUACUGUAAUUGGGCAUCUGCCAUGUGGAGAAGUAAUUCAGCUACAGGGUGACCAGCUCAAGAACGUAUGCCAGUUCCUGGUAGAGACUGGACUGGUUAAGAUUCAUGGGUUUUAAGUGCUUUUGGCUCACUGAAGCUUAAGUAAGGAUUUCCUUACAAUGAGUAGAAUUUCCUUUCUGUCCAUUGUCACAAGUUUAAAAACCUCGCAGCUUGUAUGAUGUAACUAUUU
This is a messenger RNA of Phyllostomus discolor (pale spear-nosed bat), 683 nucleotides long. RefSeq names its product eukaryotic translation initiation factor 1-like. The coding region runs from base 1 to 570 and encodes 189 amino acids. NCBI's taxonomy places the organism in Eukaryota, Metazoa, Chordata, Mammalia, Chiroptera, Phyllostomidae. The record is from RefSeq and is a predicted model, not a curated record. Gene Ontology annotation, cellular component: eukaryotic 43S preinitiation complex. Gene Ontology annotation, biological process: translational initiation. The transcript has 2 exons. Gene Ontology annotation, molecular function: RNA binding; translation initiation factor activity; ribosomal small subunit binding.